Molecule: messenger RNA, 2821 nt
Organism: Bemisia tabaci
Lineage: Eukaryota; Metazoa; Arthropoda; Insecta; Hemiptera; Aleyrodidae
Biological process (GO): regulation of transcription by RNA polymerase II
Molecular function (GO): DNA-binding transcription factor activity, RNA polymerase II-specific; RNA polymerase II cis-regulatory region sequence-specific DNA binding
Source: RefSeq, a predicted model, not a curated record
CAGCCCACGAAUCGGUCGCUUUGGAUCUGUGAGUCUUUCGACGUUCGUUUCUCGAAAAUUAUUACGGAGCCCGGCUCGUUUUUAUGUGCUGAAGAGUAACUCCUUUUUUAACGGAAUUGUUCUCACAAAGUUGGUUUUGUGGUUCCUGGCUGUGAUUUUUAGUCAUUUAUUUGCCGUGGAUCGUUGUGUGAUCGUAAGAAUUUUUUAAAAGUUUUUCUGAAGUUAAGUUCCUCGUCGCUUGUGCAGUGGGUUUUGGAAAAAAUACUCUCCGAUUUGUGGCGUGAACGAUGACCCUUUCAAUAUGACUUCGAUAUUAAAUUUUUAAAGUUUAAAGCGUUAUGCCGCGAUCAUUUCUCAUCAAAGCUCUGCACACAGAUUCGCCCCCUCUGUCUCCGUCUACCUCACCUACGAUGACCGUCACCCCCUCCCCACCACCGCCGGCCCCUGCAUGGUCCAAUUGGGUCUGCAGGCAGAGCGCCUUCUCAUUAGUCAAUCUAGGUGCCAUGGAAAACAGGCCUUCACCUCAAGAGAUGACCCAACUAAUGUAUGGAUCACCAGCAUUUCCACUUCCGUACGUUUGGCCACCAACAGCGUUAUUUUUACCUUACUCUCCUUUGCUUAGAAGUUCCUCUGAAGAUUUAUCUCCCGAUAGAGCAAGCUCAAAUGCGAGAGAUACCCCGGAAAAAGCUAGAAUAAACUCAAUGGAAGAAGCGCCUUUAAACUUAUGUACAAAACCUAGGAAAUCUUUAGAAAUUUGGUCACCCGGUAGUUUAUGUGAAAAAGAAGAAGUCCCGCCUCCUAAUUCUACGUCCUCAUCACAGUCAAAUGAAAGAACUUUUCAGUGCAAGCAAUGUGGAAAGACAUUUAAACGUUCCUCAACUUUAUCUACGCAUCUUUUAAUACACUCGGACACCAGGCCUUACCCGUGUGCAUACUGUGGCAAGCGAUUUCAUCAAAAGUCUGACAUGAAGAAACACACGUAUAUUCAUACAGGAGAAAAACCGCACAAAUGCGUCGUUUGCGGGAAAGCUUUCAGUCAAUCCUCGAACCUCAUCACUCAUCUCCGGAAACACACCGGCUACAAACCGUUCAGUUGCGGACUUUGCGACAAGGCCUUCCAGCGGAAGGUUGACCUCCGGAGGCACCGGGAAAGUCAGCACCCGGGGUCGCCGGCCCAACAGUGCCUCAUCACCAGCACCACGACGGCGGGUGCCGAACGGGCCCUCAUGGAAACCACCCGACUGCCUACUCAAAUCAAGCUGGAGCUGGAUUCCAAACAAAUUAAACCCUUAAAAACUGAAUUCCCCCAGGGAAUCUCCAGCUGAAUCGCUACCUGUUCAUAAUUUCCUGCGGGAAAAGGGUAAACCCAAGUAGCAUUUUUUUUAAUGGAAAAACAGCGCGUUAUUUACCAACCGCUGGUUGUGGUCACAUCUUUUUUCCGUGGAUGCUUCCUAUUUUUUGAAAUUUUCUUCGAUUUUCCUGUACUGUUUCACGACUGUUAAAAAUUCGAAGCCGUGAAAUUUCAUAAAUUAUUUUUCAAAAUGUGGGCAAUGAACGGAGAUUUUUGAAACGCUUAAAUUGAGUUACACGUUUCCGGAGUAUAGCCAUCGCUGUUUCUUCCGAUGUAACUAUGGUAGCGUGCCUUCUUCACCCUCACGAAAAAAGAGCGAAAAGGAGGAGAGACAAAGGAACAUUAGAAGAGGGAAAGUUAGCCUCUUUAAAAAAAAAGUAGAGCAAGACUACGAAAGUUAUGAAAAUAGAUCACGAAAAUGAAAAUAUUCAGAUUGUUUUGUAAAUAAUAUUGUUCAUUUUAUUUCACUUGUUUUGAUAAUAUUUUCUUACUCUCACUUUCCGAAGCAAAUGGUCUCGAAAAAACAUUCCAUGAAAGCGGUAGAUAUCAGCCGUGAAAUUUCACCACCCAACAAGUUUACAAAAUGAGCUGAAUCUACUUAAAUUAUUACCUUAGGAGAUUUCUCUAUCGGUUAAGUCCCUUAGGCCCUUGGACUCAGGAUGAAUGAUGAUCAACUUGGUUUGACUCAAGCUCGCCGAGGUUUUUAGCUACUCUUUGGACCCGCUGAUGGACUAUGGGCCAUAAUUUCCGUGCUUUUUUCUGGUAGAUUGUGUCCCUUAUAUGACUCUAUCAGGACUCCCUCUUUUUUGGUCAAUUUGUAUGUGAAUUACUCGUUUAACUUGUUAGAUUUUUUUUAAAAAAUUGUCUUUACCGCCUUGUAUUAGUGACGACUGACAUGUCGUUAUCAGCCCUAGUUAAAGAGCUUGACAAUUACACAGCCCUUUACUGUGCAUAAGACUUUUCGAAAAUUACUCGUUAAGCAAAGAGCUAAGUCAAACAUGUACCAAUCAGAAAAACUACGAUCACGAAGGAUUUUUUUAUGAUACGUUUUGAAUAUCCUAGUCAUUAAUAUCUAGAUUGUUUUCCUAUUAUUUUGAAUAGUUCUAGUUCAUAGUUUUACAUUAAACUUAAAAAAAAGUGGCGCACUUUACUGAAUUACUGUAUAUUCAAUAUUUAUUUUUUGAGGACGUUAAGAAAGGACUGUGUCCUAUUUCACGUUUUUUACUUUGUAAAUAAACUUAAAGCAAGUGGAAAUGACGUAUAGAUGCCUUGUUGAGAUCCUAAUUCUUGUACUUGUGAGUUUCUCAGGACAGAAAAUAAAAAUUUGAGUGAAAAACGGGGGAUUAUUUGAGGAGAAAGGUUGAGGUGCCGCUCAGACUAAGAGGCAUUUUUUUGUAUUUUUUUAUUUUUAUGUUUUUUUGCUUCAAACAUUUUUGAGGCAAAAAACGUCGAGGGAAGAAAUAUCACGCG